CAGGAGUAUCUCCGCAUGUUGCCACAAAUAAUUGAGUACAGUGAUAACACGGUAGCAACAUACUCAUACUGUUAUCAUUUUAACUCCCCACCGAAAGUGUAUCUCUGGCAACAGGCAUCUCUGCUGCCCUGCCCUGCGAGACCUCCUGCAGGACUUAAAAUCCAAAACUUUAACACAAAUAAGGUGGGGGUGGACAUUGAUUACAACAAAAGAAGGUGAAGCUUCUUUAUGGAUCUGUUUUUAAAGUGUCAUCUCACAGAACUCAUCCCUGCAUCCCCAUCAGGAAGGAGCUGCACCCUCGCAUCUCACUGUAAUAUUGCUUAAGGGAGGCCAUGCUCCACAGGGGUCAGCCUCUCAGUGCUGGUGGAGCCUGUCAUGAUAAAAUUCCCUUUCUAGGCACCUGUUCCGCAGAGAGCGUAAUCCUAUGUGUGUCCUAAUAGUAUGGAGCAGUUUGCCAGGGCUGCCAUAACAUGGCACCCUCACUGAAGGGCUUAACCACAGAAAUCUGGUUCCUCACAAUUCUGGAGACUGGAAGUCCAACGUCAAGCUGUCAGCCUGGGGUGGUUUCUUUGGGCCUCUCUCCUUGCCUUGGAGAUGGCUGACUUCUAUCUCGGUCAGUACAGGGUCUUCUCUUCAACUUCUCUGUGCGCUCACCACCUCUCCUUGUUAGAACCCCAGGCAUAUUAAAUUAGGGGCCAGUCUAAUGAACUCACUUCACCUCAAUUACCUCUUGGAGUACUCUGUGUCCAGACACAGUCAUAUUUUCUGGGGUUGAGAAUAGAAACAGUUACUUUUGGGGGAGGGAACACAAUUCAACCCAUAAAAUAUACAAAUCCCCUGUGGAAGACACACACCCGGGAAAGGGAUAUCUGGGUGAAAAGAUAUGGAGAUAGCAAGUUUCAACAGCUCUAGCCAGUUGACUUUCCAAAAGGGCUCCAGCUGGUCACACGGUCACCAGCAGCCUCUGAACGUAGCUCCGUCUCUGAAUGCAGCCUCCCCUGAAUACUAACACGCUUUCAACUUUUUACCAGUCUGCUGUCUGGAUGGCAGAGAAAAUCACCUAGUUUCAUUUCCACUUUCAAACAUACAUUUGCUUAACCUUUCACGGCUUCAGUAACUGCCUAAGUUUUCUCUUCCCCGAGUCGCCUGGCAAAUCCUGGGCCUUGGGAUGCACUUUCUCCCACUCAAGAGUCUUCCAGAAUUUUCCACUUGGCCAGGGCUGGGAUGGCCAAAACUGUUUCUCCAGAAUCACGUUCAUGUUAAAAGAACAAAAACAAUCAUAUCCCUCUUGUCCUGUGUGCUGUCGCUAAAAUGAGGAGGGGAUGAGGCCUCCCCAGGCCCUUCCCCUGCGUAUCAGAAGUGGAGCCUCAGGUGGCCUAGAGGGAAUUUCAUCCAGUCCUCCCCAUGGAAGGUGUUCCCUUCUGGCCCGGGUGCUGCUGAGCAGACAUUUGACAUCCAAAAGCCCAUGUCUCUUCUCUACCAUGAGGGUGAUUUUUGAGGAUUGAAGGGAUGAUGCUCUUCAUGUAGGCUGUUGAUACAGAGGGCGCCCUUGCCCCACAGCUGAGAAACACCAUGACGAUGCCUUGAAGGCGUGAAUCAUUUUAUCACUUCUCCAUCCUCACAUACAAUUUUACUUGGAAAGCCUAGAAGCCUUUUCACCAUGGGCAAUUAGGUUCUCCACAUGCACAAGUCCCCGAAGGGCUGGUGCUUCUUGGUGUGACUUCCAGAUCGCGAUCCUCUGGUGGUUCAUGGUGUUACCACUGACUCCCAUGUCCCUCCUUGUCACCCUAGUAUGAAAAUGAGAUCUGCAGGAUGCCAACUUUCCAGCCCGGCACAGGGGAGAUGCUGUUGGACUCCCUGGUUCCAGCCUUGCUAACUAAACCCAUCUCCUCCUAUGCCACCUGCCUGGGCCCCUCCUGGGACUUUAUCACCGUGCCACACUUUUUGGAACUGCUGGUUAGAAGGUGAGUGUCCAUCCCCUCCAAGGCACGGAGGAGCCUCUGUGCCCUACUGGCUGAGUCUUGAAGAUGCAGCUUUCGGAGCCUCGGUUUGCUCCUCUGGAACAGGGAGUAGCCAGAAGAUGAGCCUCACAGGGUUCUUGUGGGGACUGAAUGAUCUAAGACAUGGCAAACAAAGGGGUCACUAGAGCCUAAAACUCUGGAAAAUUUGCUGGGGGUGCUGUGAUUCAUGUUUAUUACUUUUCUCCUUCACUGAAGCAGCUAUCAGCAUUCUGCCUCAAUGGCCCAUAUCCUUCGCUGUCUGGAAAAACACAUAGCAAAGCAAAUCUACCAUAGCAUUGGUAAAGGAUGUCUGAGAUUCCUUCUGGCUGGUCUUCUUGACACAGACAGAAGAAGGGUCUCUUGGUGCUGAAAAGGGAGCCGCAGGCCCACAGACAACUGGAGAUGCUCACUGGGGUUCUGAACUGGUUGGGGUUCACACAUUCAACACAUACAUACAAAACACCUCAUUUGUGCACCGCUCUUCUUAUGGCUUGGCAUUAUGUCAUAAACAAAGCAGAUGACAAUCCCUGGGCCUCGAUUCUACUUAAGAGUCAGGCGCUCACAGGAGACAGAAUAACCAGGUCAUAUCUACAGAAUGUUAGAGGUGAAACCCUCAUGGCCUCUUCUACAUAUGGUGGCAUCCUCCCAGAUUCUGACUAGAAUGACGGAGCCCAGCAACAAGUAUACACUGGGUGGAUUUAGGGUUCUGAAGGGCCUUUUCACCCACAAAACAUGGGGGAAAAGAAUGGACUCUGGCUGGGGAGACACUCAAGGAGCCCUGGGGCACAUACCUCUUAAAAUUCCCACGAGAAAGCUGACAUCUGGGGACUUCCCCCGCAAGAAGCAAAUAGUGAGUUCUGUAAAUGGAGACUUAGGUGCCCUGCAAAGGAGAGGUGAGGCCGGGGUCACAGCUGGCCACUGACUCAUCCCCAGCACCAUGGCGUCCCAGCUCUCCCUGUCUUCCUCCACUCUACGUCUGCCCCCACCCUCCUAACCCCAGGACCAGGGGACCCAGAGCUGGAGCUUUCAUGAGCAACCUGCUCACAAAUCUCCCGGGAGCUGCCAUCUUGAGUGCCCAGGUGCACAGUGCUGUGCUCCAGGGCCUUUGGGAAGAGAAUGUCUGUAGGACGCUGGGGCACAGAAGGGUCUGUACAGUCCUGCUGCAUGGCCAGGUCUGCCCCUUCCAGGUCACCACUGAUGGCUUGGGGGUAGGAACCAUCACCUGCGUUUUCUUCACCUGGCCCCUUGAAAAUACUUCACUGUGCUAUCAGCCCCCGCAACGGUCAUCUUUCCAGAUAAAGCUGGCCUUCAGGAACUUCACCAGGCCUGGACUGGGCGUGGAGGACCACCAGGAACUUGUCCUAGGCCAGUUGCUGCCUCCGGAGCCCAACGAGGCCAAGCCAGAUGAUCCUGCUCCACAUCCUGGGCCACACGCAUUAACAAUGCCGGCCCUGGAGCCAGCACCACCACUGCUGGUGGAACUGGGGCCUGCUCUGGAGCCAGAGUCACGUGCGGCCCCAGAUGCACCAGGAUAUCUACAUUCACCACCAGCACCAGCACCAGGCGAAGGGUCUGCUCCAGUGACAGUGCUAGAGCCACAGUCAGCCCCAGAGUCCCCCUGUUCCUCUCCUGUAAACAGCCAACCCACUGAGGAGCUGCCUGAUGUCACGACCUUCCCUCCCAGGCUGCUGGCAGAGCAGCUGACCCUUAUGGAUGCGGAGCUGUUCAAGAAGGUGGAGCUCUACGAAUGUUUGGGCUCCAUCUGGGGCCGACGAGCUAAGAAGGGGAAUGAGCACGUGGCACCCACAGUUCGUGCCACCAUCGCACACUUCAACAGGCUCGCCAACUGCGUCACCACCUCCUGCCUCGGGAACCACGGCAUGAGGGCCCAGGACAGGGCCAGGGUGGUGGAGCACUGGAUCAAGGUGGCCAGGGAGUGCCUAAGCCUCAACAACUUCUCCUCGGUGCACGCCAUCGUCUCUGCUCUGUGCAGCAACCCAAUACAUCGGCUACACAAGACAUGGGCAGCAGUGUCCAGCAAAAGCACAAAAUAUCUAAAACAACUCUGCAAAACAGACACUGCAGUGAAGCGGGACCUGCUGAUCAAAGCGGGGAGCUUUAAGGUGGCCACCCAGGAGAGGAACCACCAGAGAGCCCAGAUGAGGCUACGGAGGCAGAAGAAGGGUGCGGUCCCCUUCCUGGGGGAUUUUCUGACUGUGUUACAGAGGUUGGAUUCGGCCAUCCCGGACGAUCUGGAUGGCAACAUCAACAAGAAGAGGAAGGAGGUCCGAGUUCUGCAGGAAAUGCAGCUGCUCCAAGUGGCUGCCAUGAAUUACAGGCUUCGGCCUCUUGAGAAAUUUGUUACCUAUUUCAAAAGACUGGAGCAGCUCAGUGACAAGGAGAGCUACAAGCUUUCCUGCCAGCUGGAGCCCAAAUCCCAGUAGGCCAGUAACAUCCUGCAGUGGCUGGGACCCCACCGGGAUGUUGGCCAGAACACCGGCUCUGCACCAUCCUUCACCCAGACCGUGACACCAGGGAACCACAUCUAGGAGGCUGGCAGCUCAGCUGCAUCCGGUCCCUGCUCCUUAAAACCAGCUGCUCCUGCUGGCCAGGAUCAGGCCAUGGGUCUUUUGCGAGUCAGGCGGGAGACUAUUUUAUGUUUACUUUCUUUAGUGUAUAAGUAAGGUUUUUUUUUUUCUAAGCUUUCAUUAAAAUAAAAUUUCAAAAUGCUAU
This is a messenger RNA of Macaca mulatta (Rhesus monkey), 4733 nucleotides long. The record is from RefSeq and is a predicted model, not a curated record. Lineage: Eukaryota; Metazoa; Chordata; Mammalia; Primates; Cercopithecidae.